Molecule: messenger RNA, 3180 nt
Organism: Durio zibethinus
Lineage: Eukaryota; Viridiplantae; Streptophyta; Magnoliopsida; Malvales; Malvaceae
Source: RefSeq, a predicted model, not a curated record
CCUUAUUCUUGGUCCCCCCACCAACUUGAUUUCUACGUUUGUGUCAAACCUCCAUCAUUCAUUUUGGUGAGUCAAUCCAUUCGUUGUAGUCUCCCCCAAAAUUUCCUAAUCCCCCAUACCUGCUGUUAAUAUACUUAAUAAAAAUAAGAAAAUUUCAAGGGAAAUGUACAAUAAUCGAGACACUGAAAGUCUGAAAUAAAUUUUUUUUUUCUAGCCAAACUUCUCGUGGAAACCUGAGAGAAAUUUACCUAUUGUUUUCAGACUUUACACGUUUUCAUUUAAUUCAAUAUAUUUUGCCUUUUCUUGUCCCCUUUCAACAGCUCCCUCAUUUAUAGUCCACCUGGGUUUUCUCUCUUCUUCCUCUCUUCUCCGUGUUCUUUGCUUCUUUCUUGACUCCAGCUGUAUCUUUUCAAAUCUAUCUUCGUUGAUUCGAUGAUUGUUUUCCCUCUUGUUUAGCUCUUUGAUUGACUCUUUCUGGUUUUAUUUUUCUGUUGGUGUUUCAAUGGAUUUCGAGUACAUAACAAGAAAUUAUUGUUUCCAAUAUCAUUUCUAGUUUCUGAAAUAGUGUUUUUUUCAGUAUAAAACUUUGCAUGUCUGAUUGUUUUCAAGAUCCAAGCAUACCCCUUUCUUUGCAUUUUGACAAGUUGUUUUUCAUGGAUCUUGUAAGUAAAAGCUACACGAACAGGAUCCGACUCUCACAAGCUCUUUCUCCAAUCGCAAGUCCGGGAAACUCAAUCUUGGGGCCUCAUUUGCAUUCAUCUGAUACAAGUUUUCCCAUCAUAGCUAUUUCUGUCAUAGGAAUUUUAGCUACAGCUUUCUUGCUAGUCAGCUACUAUAUCUUUGUCAUCAAGUGCUGCCUCAAUUGGCACAGGAUUGAUCUUCUAAUGCGAAUUUCUUUGUCUCGAAGACGACCCGAAGACCCUUUAAUGGCUUAUUCUCCAGCAAUGGAACAUAGAGGACUUGAAGAAUCUGUUAUAAGAUCAAUCCCAAUAUUUCAAUUCAAGAAAGGUGGAAACAACAGAGAUUUUGGAGAGAGAAGCAUUUGUGAGUGUGCAGUUUGCUUGAAUGAGUUCCAGGAAGAUGAGAAGCUAAAAAUAAUACCAAACUGUAGCCAUGUUUUUCACAUUGAUUGCAUUGAUGUUUGGCUUCAGAACAAUGCCAAUUGUCCACUUUGCAGAACAAGUAUUUCAAAUACUAAUCGGUUCCCAGUUGACCAAAUCAUUGCUCCAAGCUCAACUCCACAAGAACCAAAUCCAUAUACUGAAAAUAUGUUUAGUGGUGAUGACGAUUUUGUGGUGAUUGAAUUAGGUAAUCAUAGUUCCACCGAUCAAAUAUUGCUUGGUGCACAAGAAAGAUUGAACUCGGGGGAGUUAUCGAUGCGGUCAAUUAGUCCUUCACCAAGGAAGUUGGAGCAAAGAAUUGUGCAGAAAGAACCAAGAAAAUUUCAUAAAGGGACUAGCAUGGGAGAUGAAUGCAUCGACAUUAGAGGCAAAGAUGACCAGUUUGCAAUUCAGCCAAUAAGGAGGUCUAUCUCAAUGGAUUCAUCAGCAGAUCGGCAGCUCUAUUUAGCAGUUCAAGAAGCUAUAAGACAGAACAGGCAAGCCAAUGAGAUUAGCCCUAUUGAAGGUUGCAGUAGCAGAGUGAGAAGAUCUUUCUUUUCUUUUGGUCAUGGAAGAGGGUCCAAAAGUGCAGUUUUACCCGUUUAUUUGGAGCCAUAAAACCAGAGUUUUGGGGUUCUCUUCUUGUCUUUUUUAACAUGGAGAUUUUUCAUGUGUUAAGAGAGGCAAUUAAAUUUGACAUAGAAAUGUUCAAAUUGAAAUUGAAAAAAUCAUUAUUUUAUUUGAAUUUCUUCCUGGGGUUUUUAAAUUAUAAUGACUUGGGGUAGGGGGCUGGUCCAUUGUGUUCUCAAAUGACUACAGCCAUGAUUAUGAGCAUCAUUAUUCCUUGCUUCAACAACCAAUUACUUUUUAUAAAGUUCUUGUUAAGUUUUAAUUCUUUCCUUGAUUGGAUCCAGUAUUUGUCUCAUUUUUGCUUUGACAUAAGAGAGAGAUACUAUAAAAGAAGUGGUAGAAGGGCGGAGGGGGUCACCUUCAAUUGAUUCAGCUGGCAAAGAAGGGAUCCUCUUCAAUUGAGAGAAUCCGAUGGCUACCAACUUCUAUUGCCAAUAAUGUUAUGGUUGUUGAAGAAGGAAUAUAUGGUUUGGUCUCCGUUGGUUUGGCGUCACCAUCAAGUCUAUUUUCUUUCACCCUACCCCCUGUCAACAGUUCUAGCCAGGGUCAACCAUGGACCUUAUGGAAAACCUCAAUGGGCCUACUGCAAAACUGUGAGUGCAUGCAUCAAAUAACAAUGGUCUGAUGUACAAACCUUCAAGGUCUUCCACCUCGCCAAGGGUGUAAUUCACACCAACACUUAUUUCGACCUGGUAAAAUUUUAACUUCAGCUCAAUGCAUGUUUCCACAUUUCAGUGACAAACUCUUGAAAAAUAAAUGCAAAGAAAAUCAUAUUUGGAAAAGAGUUAGAAACAUGGAUGCAAUAAGGAUGCAGCUUCUUCAAUGUAUCAGAAAAAAAGCACAGAAAAAGAAAUAAAGACCCCUCCCUGUUGCAUUGAGAUAAAUGUAGUUAAAUACCAGUAUAUAUACAAAUAACAUUAUUGUCACUAAUAUCCCUUCUCUGUUUCUUGGAGAGCUGAAGUACACAGCCAUACACUCAUGUUUCUGAUUUCUGGUCUCGUCACUGACAGACACUUGAACUACCUUUAACGAAAACAGAAAUUCUAUGCUACUGGUUUUUCCCUUUAGUGGCUCUUCAAAUGGCAAAACAUGCCACCCGAACUUUUGUUUUCACUCAUGUGCUUGAAAGCAUGGGCAAAGAUUGAGAUCAAUGUCUGAUGAGAUUGCAAAUGAUUUUCUUGUAGGAAAUUUAGAAUGGGAGAGGGGAAAAUUUUUUGAUAAGAUGUUUGUUGUAGUAUAACCAUAUGAUCAGAGUUGACAGCAGGAUCAGCCUGUUGCAAAGAAAAAAAGAGAGACAGAGCAGAGAAAGGGAAUAAAUUAUCAUUCAACCUAGGCCCAUACCCUCACAAAGAAUCACAAAGCUAACCCAAAAAAUGACAGUAGAGGCACAGAACUUUGGCCUAUUGCUGCCCUUUAUUAAAAUUUAUGUAUAUAUAUAUAUUCUCUCUUC